Rhineura floridana is the source of this 1460-nucleotide messenger RNA. RefSeq names its product small nuclear RNA activating complex polypeptide 3 (gene SNAPC3). The record is from RefSeq and is a predicted model, not a curated record. Gene Ontology annotation, biological process: snRNA transcription by RNA polymerase II; snRNA transcription by RNA polymerase III. Gene Ontology annotation, cellular component: snRNA-activating protein complex. Lineage: Eukaryota; Metazoa; Chordata; Lepidosauria; Squamata; Rhineuridae. Gene Ontology annotation, molecular function: RNA polymerase II cis-regulatory region sequence-specific DNA binding; RNA polymerase III type 3 promoter sequence-specific DNA binding; bent DNA binding. The transcript has 9 exons. The coding region runs from base 70 to 1224 and encodes 384 amino acids.
CAUUGCGUACUUCUUGUCCCAGGCCCCUCUCUCUCUCUCUCUCUUUAUGCCCGUCGCGCUGCUGCGAAAAUGGCUGGAAGCUGCAGCGGUGGUGCCCGCUGCAGAAACAACAUGCCCGAGUACGAGACGACAGACCUCAACACCCAGGUCCUCCACGUGAGAUCCUUCGGAGCCCUUUGGAAGGCGAACUUGCGCGAGGAAGACCUGUCGCUGGAGCAGGCGGUACCUGCAGACGAGGAUGCUGCGGUAGCCGAAGAUUUUCACUGCACGCCGGAGAUUGCAGCCGAGCUGAGGGCUGUAUGCAGAAUUGAUGCGCUGAAGAGUUCUGGUAAAGAAGAUACAGAAGUUAUACCUGAAGACACUAGCUUAAUAACCCUCAGAGUUAGACAGAAGGCUCUGGAGAGGCGAGAAGAAACUAUAACUGUAGAUCGUGCAUGUAGACAAGAAACGUUUAUUUAUGAGAUGGAGUCUCGUGCAAUUGGAAAGAGGCCAAAGGAUCCAGUAAACUUAGUUAAGGAGGCAGAGCUUGUUCUAACCCUCAGUAUUUUCUAUCCAGUUAUAUUUCAGAAGCAUAAGCUCCGCAAGCCAUAUCAGACAGUGUUGGUUCUAGGCAGCCAAAAACUUACCGAGCUGAGAGACUCCAUUUCCUGCGUCAGUGACCUUCAGAUUGGUGGGGAGUUCAGCAGUCAACCUGAUCAAGCACCAGAAAACAUCAGCAAGGAUCUCUACAAGUCUGCCUUCUUUUAUUUUGAAGGCAUUUUUUACAAUGACAGAAGGAACCCGGAGUGUAGAGACUUAAGCAGGACCAUUAUUGAGUGGGCAGAAUCUCGUGACAGAGGCUAUGAGAAUCUUCAAGCUGCUAUAAUGGAAGACUACACAUUUAAUGACUUGAACAUCAAAAUAGGUUUUCCGUACCUUUACUGUCACCAAGGAGAUUGUGAACACAUUGUCAUAAUCACAGAUAUCAGGCUUAUUCAUCGGGAUGACUGCCUGGAUAGGAGCCUCUAUCCCUUGUUGACCAAGAAGCAUUGGCUUUGGACCAAGAAAUGCUUUGUAUGCAAAAUGUACACAGCCCGAUGGGUGACCAAUGAUGACAGCCUUGCUCCACAAGACCCCUCUUUCUUCUGUGAUGUCUGUUUCCAAAUGCUCCACUAUGAUGCAGAUGGCAACAAAUUAGGAGAGUUCCUUGCUUAUCCUUACGUUGAUCCAGGGAUUUUUAACUAAGGCUUUGUCAAGAAGGAAGAUGUCAGACUGUACUGUGAUCUGCUUCAGUAGCUGCCGAAUGUUGCAUCAAAUGCUGAAGUUAAACAGUGGCCAUAUUGUAUUUUUUCAGUUCUGUGUGUAUGUGUGUGAGAAUUUGUUUAUUUUAUAUAUAUGGGAUAGUAUCAAUUUCAGAUGUCUCUUAGUUGCUUUUAUUGUAUUGAUGCUUUUAUUUAAACAUUAAAUGAGCACAAACUAUA